Molecule: messenger RNA, 1086 nt
Organism: Penicillium waksmanii
Lineage: Eukaryota; Fungi; Ascomycota; Eurotiomycetes; Eurotiales; Aspergillaceae
Product: ankyrin repeat domain-containing protein
Exons: 1
Coding region: 1-1086 (361 amino acids)
Molecular function (GO): protein binding
Source: RefSeq, a predicted model, not a curated record
AUGCCUCUGCUGCAAUUACCGCCAGAAUUAUUUCUACAGAUUGCGAGGAUCUUGGAAACAACAAGAGAUAUCAACUCUUUGUCUCAAGCAAAUAAAAACCUUCAUUCUCUUCUCAAUCCAUUCCUCUACGCGCUGGAUGCCCGAGCGUCAAAUGCCGCUUUGCUUUGGGGCGCUAAAUGGGGAAACGAGGAUACAGUCCGACAGUGUUUGAAAAUGGGGGCCAAGGUUGAUGUGAUGGAACGAGGCCGGACUCCAUUAUCCUGGUCUGCAGAGCACGGGCACGAGGCGGUAGUGAAGCUAUUGCUUGAGACAGAGAGGGUGGAUCCCGAUUCAAAACGAUUUGAUGAUCGCACACCUCUAUCUUUUGCUGCGGAGCACGACCGCGAGGAAGUGAUUAAGCUAUUACUUGAGACAGGCAGGGUACAUGUGGACACAAAGGACGCUGACCUAUGGACACCAUUGCGCUGGGCUGCGAACUCUGGAAGUGAGAGGGCGGUGAAGUUACUGCUCAAGACAGGCCAAGCGAAUGUGGACUCAAGAGACUACUGCCGCGAGACACCCUUGUCUUGGGCUGCACAUAAGGGACAUAAAGCGAUAGUGAAGCUAUUGCUUGAAAUAGGACAGGCGGAUGUGCGCUCAGAGGUCUACGAUGAUCGUAGUAUGCCUCUACGCUCGGCAGCACAAGAAGGAUACAAAGCGGUUAAGAAGCUAUUGCUUCAGACUGGGCGGGUGGAUUUGAAUCUUGGCGACUCCGAAGGAUGGACACUGUCAUCCCUAGUCACCCUCGAUGCAUGUGAAGUGAUCAUGAAGCUACUCCUUGAGACAGACCGGGUAGCCGCGAAUUCGAGGGAUAUAUCAUUUUCUUGGGCUGCAAGAUAUGGCCAUGAGGCAGUGGUGAAAUUAUUACUGGAGACGGGUCAGAUUGGCGUGGACCCGAAGGACUCUACAUGUUAUAUGCCAUUGUCACUGGCUGCGAAGUAUGGAUAUGAAGCGGUGGUGAAUCUAUUACUUGGGACUUGGCUGCGAAGCGUGUAUAUGAAUACACCUCGAAACACGGCGAAUCCGGGUCAAGCUUUUGGAUCCUGA